AUGAAGAGGAAGCCAGACUUUGAGGAGACCAGGCUUAUAUUUGGCACCCUGUAUCCUGCAUAUUACUCCUACAAGGCUGUCAAAUCAAAGGACAUUAAAGAAUAUGUCAAAUGGAUGAUGUACUGGAUUAUAUUUGCACUGUUCACCACUGCAGAGACAUUCACAGACAUCUUCCUUUGCUGGUUUCCAUUCUAUUAUGAACUAAAAAUAGCAUUUGUAGCCUGGCUGCUGUCUCCCUAUACAAAAGGGUCCAGCCUCCUGUACAGGAAGUUUGUACAUCCCACGCUGUCUUCAAAAGAAAAGGAAAUUGAUGAUUGCCUGGUCCAAGCAAAAGAUCGAAGUUAUGAUGCCCUUGUGCACUUCGGGAAGCGAGGCUUGAACGUGGCGGCCACAGCGGCUGUGAUGGCUGCUUCCAAGGGACAGGGUGCCUUAUCGGAGAGACUGAGGAGCUUCAGCAUGCAGGACCUCACCACCAUCAGGGGAGACGGUGCCCCUACUCCCUCAGGCCCCCCACCCCCAGGGCCUGGGCGGGCCAGCGGCAAACAUGGCCAACCUAAGAUGUCCAGGAGUGCUUCUGAGAGUGCUGGAAGCUCAGGCACCGCCUAGAACCCUUCGAUCUCGCUUCAGGAAGAAAAGUACCUCAUCCUCGGCCACUGAAACCACGUGAGUGAAUGAGAUGAGCCAACAACACUGGAUCCAGAAUGUUUCUUCUCUGCCUUAAAGAGCUAGUCAUUAAUAACACAGAAAUCCGCAGGCUGGGUGUGCUUUGAGUGUAUAACCUCACAGACUCGGCCUUUAUUCGCUCCCCUCUUCUACCUAUAAGAAAUUCAUUCUUUUUCUUUUCU
Messenger RNA from Dipodomys ordii (Ord's kangaroo rat), 845 nucleotides. It is a transcript of the gene Reep1, whose product is annotated as receptor accessory protein 1. The transcript is spliced from 7 exons. Gene Ontology annotation, molecular function: microtubule binding. Gene Ontology annotation, biological process: endoplasmic reticulum tubular network organization. Lineage: Eukaryota; Metazoa; Chordata; Mammalia; Rodentia; Heteromyidae. Gene Ontology annotation, cellular component: endoplasmic reticulum membrane; cytoplasmic microtubule; endoplasmic reticulum tubular network. The coding region runs from base 1 to 606 and encodes 201 amino acids. The record is from RefSeq and is a predicted model, not a curated record.